Messenger RNA from Monopterus albus (swamp eel), 1471 nucleotides. RefSeq lists its product as uncharacterized. The record is from RefSeq and is a predicted model, not a curated record. Gene Ontology annotation, cellular component: membrane. The coding region runs from base 59 to 913 and encodes 284 amino acids. The transcript has a single exon. Lineage: Eukaryota; Metazoa; Chordata; Actinopteri; Synbranchiformes; Synbranchidae.
CUAGGCCUGUUGUGAGCUAGAAGUUCUUUUAUUGUAAUUUCUCUGCGUAUUUGUGGAAAUGGAGAAGAAACUGGUUUAUCUUUGGUCCGUGAUAGUGCUGCUGUCGGUGGUACUGAGCUCUGCUCUAACCCUGGAUAUACCAGUAUACUUCAAGGUUGGCGGCAGCCUGGAACUGAGGCCUCAGCCGGAGCACACCGCCAUAACCGGCAUCGUGUGGAGACACAACGGUGAUCUGGUGGCUGAGUGGGUGGAUAAGGACUCUCCGUUGACGUACUGGGGGGUGUUUAAAGGCCGUACAACUCUGAACACAACCACUGGACGUUUGGAAAUUCGAAAAAUGAGUAAAGAUGACGCAGGGUUGUUUACAGUGGAGAUUAACAAGGUUCAGAACGAGAGUUAUGCAGCCAGAGUGGUCAAGGAGGUGUCCAAGCCGACGGUGUUGGUAGCAUGUAGCCCUGCCUUGGAGAGCUGUGUACUGUCCUGUGAUGGAGACACCACAGAGACUGGACCCGUCAUCUACUACUGGAAGUUUGAACACGGAGAGUGGAAGCAGAGGGAGAAGGACAUUACCAUCAAUAAGAUCGAGGAGAUACAAAAUAAUAAAACGGUCUCCUGCAGGAUGAAGAACCCGGUUGGUGAGAAAGAAAGUGACCCCGUGGAGAACCCUUUGUUCAAAAAGCCAUCCGACCACUCAGUAGGGUUGGGUGUGGGACUUGGACUUGGCUUCUUCGCCUUAAUAAUCUUGGCUGGACUUGGCUAUUGGCAGCGAGAAUCCAUCAAGGACCUGGUCUGUCCACAUAACAACGGUAACAACGGUGUUGCAUCUACGUCACACGAGAUGGAAGAUGGAAACUCACACGAGACUAAAGGACUCAAGGAGAAGUCAGACAAAGAUGGUAAAGUAACACAGUAGUGGAGCUGUUGGUGCAUGGAAAUGGAUCAGAUCAGGACUCUACUUCCAUCGUGCUCAGAUGGCUGUUGCUCCGUACACAUUCAGAAAACGUGACCUUUCCAUGUGUUCCUGUGUGUUGACUGUUACUUGCAUAGAAAGAAUAUUCAACCUUCAUAAACAUGGGGUGAAGAGCAACUGCCCCAUUUCAGUUCAUAGUAUUACAGUGGUGGAAGAAGUACUCUGAUGUUUUACACAGGUAUCAUGAUCACACCUGUAAUCUGGUACAAGUCCUACAUUUAAAGCUUUACUGAUAUUACAAAAGUAUCUGUGUCAAGGUACAUUUACAGUACCAAAGGUCAACGGGUUCAGACUAAUGUAAAUAGAUGGUGGGACUAGUUUUAACCGUGUGAAUUCACCCCAACGAAGCCUUAUUAAAAUAAUAAUAUCACAAUUUUAUUUGUUAUGAAUCUGAAGUAGCACAUUAUCUGAUAACUAGCAAAGCAAAAACUACAAUAUUUGCCUCAAUUCUUGUGGAGUACAAAUAGCAUCACAUUUGUACUGAAGUACUGUACUAGACAA